ACAGAAUUCUAGCAGGAUGGCCUGUCAGAAUAGUUCUAGCAGCAUUCUAGCAGGGUUCUAACAAAACCGGUUACUUUCACCGGAUUCUGCUAGAACCGGUUAUUGCAUUUGAGCUAGAAUUCUCUGAGAAUUCUCGCAAAGAUCUAGGAAGAUGAUGGCAGCGUUCUAGUAAGAAUAGUUUUGCUCUGCUAGAAUUCUGUAAGAAUCCUGCGAGAACGCCGUGACUGGGUAGAUGCUACGUUAAAAAUCACGUAACUGUUCACCACAAUGUUGCACACUCAAAAUAAUCCACACGUUGAUGCUACCUGAAAAAUCACGUAAUCCUGAUUUUCCCCUCGCUAGGCUCGUUUUACGUGACACACGUAAAAAUAAUGUGAAAGUGUACUGGCAAAAAAAUGUUUUCACGUUGAUGUUACGUGAAAAGCCUUAUGGUAUUUUUCCACUAGGGUUUUCCAUGUAGUUUUUAUGUAUUUUGAAAUGUAACUUCAACGGCACUCGAGUGCGCCAUUCGGCGAAAUUUCUACGUGAUUAUUUUAGUAUGAAAAUUGAUGGCGUUCGGUGAAGAACUGCUGCCAGACUUGUGGUCGCAAAAUUUUAUCGAAAAUGUAACAGAUGAUGUCUAGAAGAAGCAUCUUCUUUCUCGAUGGCCAUUGGCAUUCUGGCCGGUGAUAUCACCAGCGGUGACCUGAAGAACCCCUCGAAGGCGAUCCCAGGCGCAAUCUCGGUCAUCAUCCUGACGUCGAUUUCGUCCGUCGGAACGGCAAUUGUGGCCGAUAUUACUGUGGUGAAUGACGCCAUCGGAAAUGUUUCGGACUUGGCCAACGGGUCGUGGAUCUAUGCCGAUUGUGCCCCGGAGAAGUACGAGUACGGAUUACACAACUCGUUCCAGGUCAUGGAGUUGGUAUCUGGUCCAAUCAUCUACGCCGAGUACGCCGAAAAGGGUUUCUCCGCGGUCAGCAGAAUCGGCAAACUUUGACCACAUA
Culex quinquefasciatus (southern house mosquito) is the source of this 983-nucleotide messenger RNA. RefSeq names its product solute carrier family 12 member 1-like. Gene Ontology annotation, cellular component: membrane. Lineage: Eukaryota; Metazoa; Arthropoda; Insecta; Diptera; Culicidae. The coding region runs from base 644 to 976 and encodes 110 amino acids. The record is from RefSeq and is a predicted model, not a curated record. Gene Ontology annotation, biological process: transmembrane transport. The transcript is spliced from 2 exons.